ACCAAGAAACAGAUGGGGAGAAUCUCUCUAAGAACGUACUUGAAACUUCUCAAAGGACUCCAACAAUGCUGCCUCUUCCUGGUUUGGUGGACAAACUGAUCAAAAGCCCUUCUAAGAGAGGCUGCAACUGCAUGUGUGCUGAUACUAAGACAAAGUUAAUGGAGAACUUGUGGCAAGCCCGAAACAUUGUAAGAGACAGUGGAAUACUACAUCGGCUCAGUAAGGAACAGCUAAAGCUUCAAGAGCAUCUGUAUGAGGUUGUUACAACUGAGCAGUCCUAUCUUCAGAGCUUGACGGUGGCUGUGGAGCAUUUUCAAGAAUCUUCAGUGCUGAAAGACGCUUUGGCACCAAGAGACAGAAAGUCAUUGUUUUCUAGCAUUGCAAAGAUCAAAGAGAUCAGUCAAAGCUUCAUGGAUGCGAUGCUGUUGGAGAUGGCCUCAAGUGUGUUCUGCGACAUAAUCUGUGAUGUUGUACACCAAUAUGCUCUUGGACCCUUUGAUGCUUAUAUAAAUUACAUCCGUAAUAUGCCCUAUCAGGAGCAGACAUUACACAACCUUGGAAAAGAGAGUCCUCAGAUUGUGGAGAUCUUGCAUAAACUACAGGAAGACCCUCGAUGCAACCGCCUUCCCCUCAAAUCUUUCCUUUCACUGCCAUUUCAGAGAAUCACACGGCUUAAAAUCCUAAUGGAGAAUAUCCAGAAGAAGGCCGUUCCAGGGUCAGACUGUGAGGCCUCAGCAUUGAGAGCUCUGACGGAGAUCUCCAGGCUUCUAGAAGCUUGCAACUGGCAGGUGGGGAGAAUGAAACAGAUGGAAGAAAUAGUGCAGAUUGCUAACAAGAUUGAGUUUGCAUGCAAGGCCCUGGCUCUUGUGUCCUCCUCCCGCUGGCUUGUGAAGCAGGGAGAUCUGGUGCAAAUCUUGUUGAAGGAAAACAUGUUUGGCCAGAGAAAACAGUGUCCUGUACUUCUGUUCCUCUUUAAUGAUCUGCUGCUGGUGGCCACCAGGAAAGGGUUGGAUCGUUUUGUAGUUCAUGACUACGUGCACCGCUCUCUGAUAGAAGUGACCAAGGGCAAAGAUCUGGAGGAGGAGCUGGAGGGAUGUGAGCUGGACCGGAUAUUUAGGCUCGUCCUUUUGCAUAAUCACCGGAGCGCCACCUCUCAACUCCUACUGCAAACAAAUUCAGAAGCUGAGAAGGACUCGUGGAUGCAGCUCCUGGGUGGACAGCGAGAUGGACAGGAUACCGUGUAUGAAGAGUGGGACUGUCCUCAGGUGCGAUGUAUAGAGGUGUACAGUGGACAACAACAAGGGGAGCUUAGUCUACAGCUGGGAGAUAUGAUCAACGUCAUGCAGAAGACUUCAGAGGGGUUUCUGGAAGGCCGCAGGGUACAGGACGGACAGCGGGGCUGGUUCUCCGCUGCAUGUGUUGUAGAGAUCACCAAUGAACAUGUGCAGAGACGUCAUCUUCGUCAGCGGUAUCAUGUCCUACAGACAGCCACACGCCUGCUGAAACAACGCAGUGGGGUCCUUGAACUUCCAACCACAAAAUGCUUUAAAUAAGAGAUUGUCUACAUUGCAAUUUGCAUUUUUUCACUUACUGACUUAAAAUAAAUGAGUAAAUAAUUAUAUGUACAAUCUAUGUAUAAUUUAACUGAACUACUGCCAGUUGGUCAGUUGGUCUUUUGGUCUUGGUUUAUAUAUAUUUUAUGUGUCUGGUUUUACAGAACAACUUCAAACAUCUCUGCAUGGGAUUUAAGAAACACUGAAACUACUUUCUAUGGUUUGCAACAAAUAAUGUGGUCAGUAUUUAUUCUUGCUCCAGCUUGCAAAUGUGGACUUUUUUUUUUAUUUAUUUUAUUUUUUAGGUAGCCUAAUGUACUGUGCAUGUCAUGCUUAUUCCCUUCUGUUAUUUUUCAUUCUGUUUAAAUACAUUUUGUAAUAUAAUCCAUAUCCCUCUAUUCCAUUUUUGUCAGUUUUUGGUCAUUUGACACCUCAACUUUCCACACU
This is a messenger RNA of Sinocyclocheilus anshuiensis, 2000 nucleotides long. Its product is annotated as ephexin-1-like. Bases 66 to 1553 code for a protein of 495 amino acids. Gene Ontology annotation, molecular function: guanyl-nucleotide exchange factor activity; protein binding. Lineage: Eukaryota; Metazoa; Chordata; Actinopteri; Cypriniformes; Cyprinidae. The record is from RefSeq and is a predicted model, not a curated record. The transcript has 11 exons. Gene Ontology annotation, biological process: activation of GTPase activity.